Messenger RNA from Gossypium arboreum, 1533 nucleotides. RefSeq lists its product as uncharacterized. The record is from RefSeq and is a predicted model, not a curated record. The transcript is spliced from 6 exons. The coding region runs from base 113 to 1222 and encodes 369 amino acids. NCBI's taxonomy places the organism in Eukaryota, Viridiplantae, Streptophyta, Magnoliopsida, Malvales, Malvaceae.
AUCAAAAUAUAUAAUUUAAUUCUACUCCAAAUAUUCCGACUCCUCCAAUGGCAUGUAUGGUUAAUUUUGCCGGCUGAAACCAUCUAGAUUUUGUUUAAAGAGAGAUCCAAAAAUGGCAGGGAAAAUAUCGGCUGCAUCAGCUCGGGCUCACACUAGAAAAUCUAAGCAAAACACUUCCUUCAAGCUUCUCUCAGGGAUAUUCACAAAGACACUAUUGGUCUUGUUUGUGGGAGCUUUGGCAUGGGCUUAUCAGGCCAUUCAGCCGCCGCCACCCAAGACUUGUGGCUCUCCUGAUGGUCCACUCAUCACAGCAUCGAGAAUAAAGCUCAUGGAUGGACGGCAUUUGGCCUACAAAGAGCAUGGCGUUCCACUAGAGGCAGCAAAGUAUAAAAUCGUCAAAGUCCAUGGAUUUGAUUCUUGUAGGCUUGAUGCUGUUCCUCUGUCCCCGGAACUCGUUGAAAGGUUAGGGAUCUAUGUUGUGUCUUUCGACAGACCAGGCUACGGAGAGAGUGAUCCUAAUCCGAAACGAACAGUGAAGAGUAUGGCUUUAGAUAUAGAAGAGCUUGCCGAUCAAUUGAGACUAGGAUCCAAGUUUUAUGUAAUCGGAAUUUCUAUGGGGGGACAGGUGAUUUGGAGCUGCCUCAAGUACAUCCCUCAUAGGUUAGCAGGGGCGACAUUGGUGGCUCCAGUGGUUAACUACUGGUGGUCCGGUUUUCCUACAAACUUAUCGAACCAAGCAUAUCAGCAAAUGUUACCACAAGACCAAUGGGUGCUUCGUGUGUCUCACUAUGCUCCAUGGCUCACCUACUGGUGGAACAGUCAAAAAUGGUUCCCUAGUUCUAGUGUUAUCGCUCACAGUAUCGAUAUUUUUUCUAGUGAGGACCGAAAACUCUUGAUGAAGAUCUCGUCUACUAGGAACCAUGCGGCACAAGUAAGACAGCAAGGGGAAUACGAGUCCCUGCAUCGUGACCUGAUAGUCGGAUUUGGAGCUUGGGAAUUCUCUCCGUUGGAACUGGACAACCCAUUUCCUAACAAUGAAGGCUCGGUGCAUGUGUGGCAUGGAGAUGAGGAUAGGCUUGUACCGGUUACGUUGCAACGCUACAUUGCUGAACAACUCCCGUGGAUUCGCUACCAUGAACUACCUGGUGCCGGACAUUUGUUUAUGGUUGCAGAUGGGAUGUGGGAUAAUAUAGUGAAGACACUUUUGGUGGGAGAAAAGUAGUCUUCAGUUCAUUUAUGGAUUUUGCCGUUUGUCCCAUUAUCCCCCAUUACAACCGAACUUGAUGCCUGCAAUAUUUAGAUGAGAAAUGCUGGGGUUGUAGUCAUUGAGUUUUAAAGAGGAGGGCUUAUUCAAUAGUUGAGAUCUUAAACAAUGGUAGUUACCCUUCAAUAUAUUUGUGUUUAGCAUGCUUGCUGAUGGUUGACUGAGACUUAAACACAUCUGUUAGACUCAGUUCCAUGAAUUUAGAUCAAUUUACAACUGACAAUGGUUUCAUUUGUUACUUUAAUAACCAUAUAACUUGUAUUGGAAAA